Messenger RNA from Ceratitis capitata (Mediterranean fruit fly), 3944 nucleotides. RefSeq names its product C-terminal-binding protein (gene CtBP). Gene Ontology annotation, molecular function: oxidoreductase activity, acting on the CH-OH group of donors, NAD or NADP as acceptor; transcription corepressor activity; NAD binding. The record is from RefSeq and is a predicted model, not a curated record. The transcript has 8 exons. Bases 1325 to 2476 code for a protein of 383 amino acids. NCBI's taxonomy places the organism in Eukaryota, Metazoa, Arthropoda, Insecta, Diptera, Tephritidae.
CGUGUACUAAAAUAAUUCGCAGUUUGGUACAAUUCGUUGGUUGGUGAAUAUACAGAUCGUGUCGUGUGUUAAGCUUUGUCUACAAGUUCUUCAAAUAAUAAAUUUAUUUAAUUGUGUUGUACUGAUUAAGCAAAGGUUCGUGCAAUUGUUGAAGACAUUUAUAGAAAAAGAACUUUGAAUAGAUAAUUUUUACGUAAGAUAUUAUCGGGGAAUACACAACAAACUAGUGAAAACUGAAAAUCGGCAAAUGCAACGAGUCAACUGUCAUUGCAGCGAUACAGUUUUCACUCGUUCAUUAUUGAGGCUUGUGCGAAAUGCACUAUCGCGUCAUUUAUGUACUAAAAUGUAGAUGAAGAAGAAGCAGCGAAAGCAAAAAGAAUUGCCGUGUUCUCCACCAUUUUCCGCCAUUUUGAAAGCUACGAGUGUAAAUUUUUUGAUUCGUCAGGCUACGCGUUGGUUAUAGAUAUUUGCAAAAAUUUCUUUAUUGAUUCAUAAAUAAUUAAGGAAAAGAGUGGAUUUUUUUCGUUUAAGAUCUGAGCGAGUGUUUGUGAAUAAAAAAAAAUAGUUAAAGAUCCGUGAUUUGCUCGAUUUAUUCGAGAAAAAAUUUAUGUUCUGUACAAGCGGAAAGGGCUAACCACAAAAUAGCAAGCCUAAAACAAGUGAACGAGUAGCAACAAAAUCCACGGUCUGCCGCCGCGGCCGAAAAACUUGAAAAGGCAAAACUUGCAGAAUACAAAUCUUAAUAUAUAUAUUGCUUUAUAUAAAACAAAAUAUAAUUGACGUGUAAAUCACUAAGGAGAAAGAAAAUAUAUUAAGUUUUAUCUGGCAGACAUUCAUCAUAGUUCAAUUUCCAGACCUUGUCACCAUCGCAAAACAUAUUUAAGUCGGUCAAUACGUACAUAUUGAAUACUCUGACGAAUAUUGAAUAUUCGGCAUACGUGAAUUUUGACUCAAAAAUUGCGAGUUUGUUUGUGUUAAUAUGGACAAUUCAACAUGAAGGAACUCAAGAAGCGACUAUCUAUGAAGGUCACACAUUAUUUGUAAUAAAUUGUAAACGCUGUGUCAGUUGAAAUAUAUGAAAAGUGAAAGAAAUACAUGCGCUAAAAAAUCGUCAACGCUUGUCUAGCUGAGGAAAACUAAGAAAUUGCAAUUCAUCACAUUUCUUUUUUAAGGUCAAAGUUUUCUUUAUUAUUAUUUAUAGCUGAGGAAGAUUGUAUAGAAGAAAAUUGGUAAAUUAAAAAAAAAAAAACUAAAUAUACAUAUAUAUACGAUUACCACAAAGUGACAACGUAAGCAUACAAAGAAAAAAUCGGUACAAAACAUAAUGGAUAAAAAUAUGAUGUUGCCGAAGCGUUCACGCCUAGACGUGAAGGGUACAUUUGCAAAUGGGCCAUUGCAGGCACGUCCACUGGUGGCGCUGCUUGAUGGACGCGAUUGUUCAAUUGAAAUGCCCAUACUAAAAGAUGUGGCCACUGUGGCCUUCUGCGACGCACAAAGUACAUCUGAGAUUCAUGAAAAGGUUCUAAAUGAAGCCGUUGGCGCACUUAUGUGGCAUACUAUAAUCCUCACAAAGGAGGAUUUGGAAAAAUUCAAAGCUUUACGUAUCAUAGUGCGAAUUGGUAGCGGCACUGAUAAUAUCGAUGUGAAAGCAGCGGGCGAGCUCGGUAUUGCCGUAUGCAAUGUACCCGGCUAUGGUGUUGAAGAAGUUGCAGACACAACAAUGUGUUUGAUAUUGAAUUUGUAUCGAAGAACCUAUUGGUUGGCGAAUAUGGUGCGCGAAGGCAAAAAAUUUACUGGUCCCGAACAAGUUCGGGAAGCUGCACAUGGUUGCGCUAGAAUUCGAGGUGAUACAUUGGGUCUCGUUGGUCUGGGCCGUAUUGGUAGUGCUGUUGCAUUGCGAGCAAAAGCUUUUGGCUUUAAUGUUAUAUUUUACGAUCCUUAUCUUCCGGAUGGUAUCGACAAAUCCCUAGGCUUGACUCGUGUUUAUACCCUACAAGAUUUACUAUUUCAAUCGGAUUGUGUGUCGUUACAUUGCACACUCAACGAGCAUAACCAUCACUUAAUUAAUGAAUUCACAAUUAAACAGAUGCGACCUGGUGCAUUUUUAGUAAACACAGCACGUGGCGGUCUGGUCGAUGACGAGACCUUGGCACUGGCUCUGAAACAAGGCAGAAUAAGAGCUGCAGCUUUAGAUGUGCACGAAAACGAGCCCUACAAUGUAUUCCAAGGAGCCCUUAAGGAUGCUCCAAAUCUUAUAUGUACACCACAUGCAGCCUUCUUCAGCGAUGCAUCCGCAACAGAGUUGCGCGAAAUGGCAGCAACGGAGAUACGACGGGCAAUAGUCGGCAAUAUUCCAGACGUCUUAAGGAAUUGUGUUAAUAAGGAAUAUUUCUUGCGAACACCAGCAGCAGCCGCUGCUGCUGCGGCUGCGGCAGUGUAUUCAGAAGGAGUUGGUCACAAACGAAAUGUUUUAUAACAUACAAGAAAUUUGCUUGUGACUUUUUUACUUCUAAAUGAAUAACAAAAUCAAGCAAAUAUUAAAUAAUUAAAAAGGACUGCUCAUUCAAAAAUGAAGAAAAUAUUAGAUGGGCUUUAACUGAAAUUUUGAGCGCAACAUAAUAAUAAUGCAGAAGUAAAUGCAAUAAGAGGUCCGUUAAAUGCUAUUGAAAUUUGUGUGUGUUAACGAAUGUUAUUUGUAAGAGUGGGUCUUAUUCAUAAUUGUAAAAUAAACAUGUCGUAUAUAAACCAUACAUAAAAGUAGAUAUGCUUUAUUUAUAUAAUUUUUUUUUAACAUCUAAAUAUCUGUGCAUAUAAGGACUAAAUAUAACAUCAUAUGUAUAUGUUAUCUAAGAAAAAAUUGAAGAAAAUAAAAAACCAGAAAGAAAAAAUUUACUGACUUUCAAAAACAAAUAAAAAUUCACAGUAGUUACAACAAUAAACUGACGUAUAUGUAUUUAUUUAAACUCAAGCAAUGAUUUAAGAUAAAAUACAUGCAAUUACAUUUAUUUAUUUAUUUGUAUAUUGUGUUUGCUAAAUCAUAAAGAAGUUGGUUUGGAACAAUAACAAUGAAAAUUUGCUCUUUUAAAUGAUCUCAUCAUCCUUUUUUAUUUCGACUACUUUCCUCUAUAUAAAUUUAAUGGUACAAAUAUGUAUAAAUACAUAUAUAAAUAUAUAUUUGUUUUGCAAUUCAGCAUAUUGUCCAAAAAUUUUGCUCUAAAUCGAAGUUUAAAUUACACUCUAUAGAAAAAGAGAAAUGUUAAUGGGCAAGAAUUACAACCAAACCGUUAUUAAAACUGUGUUAUGUAGCUGAUAUUUUCAUGAAAGAAAUAAACUGAAAGAAAUAUAUGUAUAAAAAUGGCGCAGGAUAAGAAAUGGGCAUCCAAAAACCUCAAGUUAUGAUGAACUUGAAGGAAGAUGAGAGAAAAAUACAUAAAAAAGAAACAUUUGAACAUCUAACAAACUUAAAAUAUGUUUAUAUAGAUUAUGUAUAUUUAAAAUAUCUUAAAUUUAAUAAUAAUAAUUUAGAAGUACGAGUAUAUAUAAGUAUAUACGAGUAUAUAUUAAAGUAAAUAAUAAAUACAUAUAUAAAAACACCGAUUUAUAAGUUCAAUAACAAAAAAAGUUAGUAUGUAGUUUUAUGAUUACAAUUAAUAAUAAUUACAAUAAUUUUCGUGUGAAAAUAUAUGUUUACAUUACGUUUGCAUUACGUUUGCAUUUGUCGUCAAUCACUGUUCCAAACUUUAAUGGUGAGAAAAUGCUGUUGGGAAAGUGUAAUAGAACUAAAAGAAAAAUCCAAGGAAUUAUUAAAGAAAUAUAUGCCACUUUCCAACUGUCAUACAGAGUGCUUGUGCACUUUCCAACACUGUAAACGCACUGUUCAUUAGUAUGAAUACACAAAGAAAGAAAUAAAAAGAAGAAAAAAUAUUCAUAUUAAAACUCUUAAA